GCCAGCCCGCCAAUCCGUCCUACCCCGCCAUCUCAUGAUGCGAUCCAAUGCUUUAAGCAACUAUGAGUUAGCAAAUACUCAUAGUCACUCCACACGUCACUUCCAUGUCUCGUGAACUUCCAAGCUUUUCAUAUAGCCUGAAUACAUUUGUCUUCCAAUGCUCCUUCAGCUAAGACUUAACAUUCCAGUCUCGCUUUCUUAUUUAACUACAUUCCCACCUUGAGCUCAAGCUCUAUCUAAUUAAUCGUUCAAACUUGAAACUACCUAUCAUCUCUUAAGAAUAGAAUAUCCAUAAAAAGUGAAGACACUUUAUAUCACCAUGGCGGAUGAGAUCUCCUUCUUGCCACUAGGCGCCAUCAUUCAGUCCUUCAAGGUCGGGGGCCUCAACAUUGUACAAGGGUUCCCAACCCAAGAACUCUAUGCCUCGCAUAACAGCCCGCACUUCGGCGCAACCAUCGGUCGCGUCGCAAACCGCAUCUCGGACGCCAAGAUUCAUUCCAUAAACGGAGGCAAAUCCUACAGCUUCGUCGCAAAUAAUGGACCUAAUACCUUGCACGGCGGAGAUGUUGGCUGGGGUAAGCGUAUUUGGAAGGGCCCAACCCCCGUGGGUCUACGUCAGAUCCCCGGAGUCGAGGGACUCCAAGGAGGAGAGACCGUCGAGUUCAGCUUGACAAGCGAGGAUGGAGAUGAGGGAUUCCCCGGCGAGGUCGUUGUGAAGGUGUUCUAUACGACCGGCAAAGUUAUCGAGAAUGGGAAAGAGGUAAUAGUCCUCGGUCAAGAAUACGACGCCGAGCUUGUAGGAGGCGCCGAGGAGACGGUAGUAAACAUAACUAACCACUCGUACUUUAACCUUUCGGGAGGCCCGAGUAUUGAGGGAACCGAAGUCCAGCUUUCAACUAACUCAUAUCUCCCUCUUAGCGAGUGGGGAAUUCCAACGUCAGGGCCAACAGCAUACACCAAAGUUGCGACGACUACCCCAUUCACCCUAGGAGCCGAAGGCCCAGAUUUCGAUGACUGCUUCAUCGUCGAUCCGUCAAAAUCACCCAGCUCAGUGCCCGUAGACACAAGAGCCCUUCCUUUGACCAAGCUUGUCUCAGCUCACCAUCCGGAGAGAAAGAUUCACUUGGAGGUUCUAAGCACAGAGCCUGCGUUCCAAUUUUAUACCGGAAAAUGGAUUGACGUGCCUGCUGUAGGUGGCGCACCUGCACGUGGAUCGCGGAGUGGCUUCUGUGUCGAACCUAGUCGGUUUGUGAACGCAAUCAAUGUUGACGACUGGAGGAGCCAGAUGCUUCUCAAGAAGGGAGAGAAAUACGGAGCCCGCAUCGUGUAUAAGGCUUGGAAAGAGUAAUCCAUCACUUAAUACCAUAUGACGAUUGGGUAUCUAGAGACACCUCAGAAAAAGUGU
Molecule: messenger RNA, 1405 nt
Organism: Annulohypoxylon maeteangense
Lineage: Eukaryota; Fungi; Ascomycota; Sordariomycetes; Xylariales; Hypoxylaceae
Product: aldose 1-epimerase
Exons: 2
Coding region: 320-1348 (342 amino acids)
Biological process (GO): beta-D-galactose catabolic process via UDP-galactose, Leloir pathway; glucose metabolic process
Molecular function (GO): carbohydrate binding; aldose 1-epimerase activity
Source: RefSeq, a predicted model, not a curated record